Molecule: messenger RNA, 1530 nt
Organism: Jaculus jaculus (lesser Egyptian jerboa)
Lineage: Eukaryota; Metazoa; Chordata; Mammalia; Rodentia; Dipodidae
Gene: Phf11
Product: PHD finger protein 11
Exons: 10
Coding region: 1-1005 (334 amino acids)
Cellular component (GO): nucleus
Molecular function (GO): histone deacetylase binding; histone binding
Source: RefSeq, a predicted model, not a curated record
AUGUCCCAGACGACGCGAGCGCGGGCCGAGCUGAUGCCCGGCGCCCGCGGCCCCGAGGCCGAGGCCGCGCCCCGCGCGCUGCCCGUGCCCACCGGUGUUUUUCAGAUUGCAGAAAUGUUGGAAAAAAGAACAUGUGCCCUGUGCCCCAGUGGUGUGGACCACAGUGUCCUGUACUUUGCACGAUCAGAGAAUAUAGCUGCUCAUGAGAAGUGUUUGUUGUAUUCUUCAGCACUUGUGGAAUGUGAGGAUUAUAAUCCACAUAAUCCUGAUCGAAGUUUUGAUGUGCAAUCAGUAAAGAAAGAAAUCAAGAGAGGAAGAAAGCUGAAAUGCACAUUUUGUGGUCAAAAAGGAGCCACUGUGGGAUGUGAUUUAAAAUCCUGUGCCAAGAAUUACCACUUUUUCUGUGCCAUAAAGGACCAAGCACUUCCACAAGCUGAUGGAUCUGGAGGAACUUACAAGUUACUAUGCCAACAACAUGCUUCAAAACCAGAAAUCAUCAUUCAAAGUGCUGGUCAUUCAAGAGUGAAAAAAAAAAGAGGAAGGAAGAGACGUCUCUCAUCAGGCAUUCCUACACUGCAAACUGACACGAUGAAGUACAUGAGAUUCAUAAAACAAGCGGAGGAAAAGCCCAUCACCCACACAGAUGCAACUGUGAGAGUUCCUUUUCUUAAGAAAUGUAAGGAAGUAGGACUGCUUACUGACUUAUUUGAAGAAAUAUUAGACAAACUUCAUUUAAUUCAAGGAAGACUCAUGGAUGAGACCACUUCAGAAUCAGACUAUGAAGAAAUUGGAACUUCACUUUUUGACUGUAGACUGUUUGAAGAUACACUUACAAAAUUUCAAGAUGCAAUAACAGACAAAAUUCAUCAAUCUGAAGAAAAGCGGCAGCAGCUGAAGGAGGAGAUUGAAGUGCUUCAGGACUUAAAAGAAACCUUGUACUCUUUUCAAGAAAACAGAGACCUCAACCACUCAAGUUCCACUUCAGUGUCCUCUCCAUCUCCCUAAGGACUACCCGUUCCCAGACCAGGAGUCAGGUGACACUGCACACACGCCCAGGACUCGAUCCCUUCCUCGCUCAGCUUCAGCCUGCCACCCCCACCAGCUCGGACUCGUUCUUGCCAAAUGAUGUUUCAUACCCGACUGGGCAUUUCACUUGCUCUCCAAUGAAAGAUCUUCCUCAGGUCAAGUGGAUCAGUCCUCCCACCUACCCUAUGUUCUGCACUUAAAGUCCAGGAGGCAAGGGGCUGUCUUCAGGUGUCUUCCCUACACCCUACCCACCCUGUCAAUCUAGUUAACAUCCCAGGUGCUCUGACCUCACAGCCUUCGCACGACCUGUUGUGAAGUCUAAACUUGCUAUUUCCUUGACCAGCUGCUCCUACAGGUUUCCUAACAGUUUCUCUCUUACCUACUCAAGACAACUUUUCCUCCAUGCCACUCCUCAGUGUAACUGGCAGUAUCACAUAUCAUACUAUCUCGAUACAGCAGAAAUUCAAUAUUCCUAGGGCUCACUCACUAUGACAAUUUCCCACU